Messenger RNA from Bursaphelenchus xylophilus (pine wood nematode), 613 nucleotides. Lineage: Eukaryota; Metazoa; Nematoda; Chromadorea; Rhabditida; Aphelenchoididae. The record is from the annotation of a GenBank genome assembly.
AUGAAUUUAAGAGGCUUUUUGUGUGUUGUGUGCUUCUGUUGUCUGGUAUCAAAUAUAUUGGCCUUUAAUUGCCUUAACAACGAACGUAAGUGAAUGCCAUGCUGUAUGUCAAAUUGAAAAUUAUAUUUUCAGCUCCAAUAACCAGAAAUCACGACGAGUUAUGCAAACAAGGAAUCGAGGCUUGUGUGAUGAUAGUGAAAGAAACUGGAUACGCAGUAUGGUAAUAAAACAUUUUUGGCAUCAAAUUGUGCCUUCAGCGAAGCUUGACCCACUUGAUUUCAGGCAUUGCGACAGAGAUGGUAUAUGCAAGAACAAUAUUCAGCAGGGAUAUGGUUACAUGUGCUGUUACACACACAUGUGUAAUUUCAUCACCAAUAAGUCCUCUUCUGUCGCCCAAACCUCUGGGACUGUUGCUGCGACAGUCGUCACCCCAACUUCUGAGGCUGUAGAGGCCACAGUCCUCACCUCAACACCUGGGGCUGUUGGAGCGACAGUUGCCACCUCAAGACCUGGGACUGUUAUCGCCACAGUCGUUGUUCCAACCUCUGGAGCUGUUGGGGUCACAAUCGUCGCCUUGAAAAUGCUGUUAUUAAUAGAAUUGGCCUUACUGUAA